AUGGAUCUGCCAAAUUUGCUGCAAGUCUUAGGUGACUAUGAUGCCCAGUCCAGUGUAGUAGAAGCCAUUUACCGCAUGUCCACCUCAUUCGAGAGAAGCAAAUGUGUUACGCAGUGGUUCCCAGAUUUGGACUGUACUCUCCAUUCACUAUUUAUUAGGAUAUCAGAAUUUGAUCCUGACUGUCGUCGUUUCUUGAAUGCAUUUAAUGCAUUUCAUGGAGACAAUCGUAAAGUCUACACUCUGCCUUGCCUGUCAGCGAUUAUUGGUAAAUUGCCUUUGAGUAAACCUAAGGAUCCCUCAUAUCAAAAGUUUUGGGUUGACUUUAACCUGGGUUCUCAGACCAUUUUACUUCUGUGCCAUAAACAACCAGAUAUAAUAAGAAUGGAAUCUUCUGCUAGUCCUCCAUGGGAAAGCUUGGUACUUGACCAAGAUGAUAUCCAGAAAGUGGUUUUAACACGUACAGUUCAGGUGUACAUCCUUGAAAUUGUCAUGGUAAAGGUGGAAAAAGUGGCAGAGUUGUUUUCAUCACCACUCUCACUUGAAAUUAAAUCACGAUUGACUGAAGUUUUUGUGUUUGAGUUUGCCCCAACUGUUGUACUGGAGAAAGUCUGUGCACUCUUGUUCUGUGAAAAAUUUAAGAUUGUUGCUCUAGAACCAGAAGGCUGGGUUAAUAUUGCAGCGAGGGCAUCCUGUACUCAGUCUGGGGUAAGAAUAUCUUGGCAAGUAUGAUUUGAAAUAUCUGUUCACAACCUCUUACAGUAGGCAUUCAUUUAUUAGAAACUACUCUUCUCCCAUGGUUUAUGAUUCCCAUAUUUGUUGUGGGGUCAGCUACUUCUACCCUACAUAGACAUUAUUAGUGUGCUCUCCACUGCAUUUUCUUUUCUCCUUGGUCAUGAAUUAGGCAGGCACUGUACAGUACUUCAUAUUUUCAAGUAUUUUACAGUAGAAUCCCAGUUAUCCGGUAUCCAUGCAACUGGCAGAUAAUAUAAAUACAAAUUCCUCCAAAAUCAGCUAGAAUCGUUAGUUUGAAUACCACACGCAACGGGGAUGAGCUGCCAUUUUUAUUGCUAUGAUAAACAAUAAAAUAAAUACAUAGCAUAUCAUAAGAUACAAUAGCACAUAUUUUAUGUACAAAAAUAGCUCCUUCCAAACACAAACCAUCCUCUGGGUUACA
This is a messenger RNA of Homarus americanus (American lobster), 1174 nucleotides long. Its product is annotated as synaptonemal complex protein 2-like. The coding region runs from base 1 to 729 and encodes 242 amino acids. The record is from RefSeq and is a predicted model, not a curated record. The transcript has 5 exons. Lineage: Eukaryota; Metazoa; Arthropoda; Malacostraca; Decapoda; Nephropidae.